AGCUUGGCUCAAGUGAAGAGUUCUCAAGCUGUCACAAUCUGAGAUAGUGCACGUCUGUCGUCCACAUGUUGCGCAUGAUUCCAGCUCUUGGAGCAUUGGCGCCAGUGGUGUGGCGAGUGAAGUAUUCCAAGUGCGAACGGAGCAGCCAAGAUUCCAAUCCCCACUCGCGGUGGCCCUGGUUCUUCGGAGGCAGUUGGACAUGGAGCCAAAAGCUGCAAGGCAAGGGAAAACAGAUGCAGAAUCAAAAGGAGCUCCAUUCGAGUAUUGUCAACCAACUGGUUGAGGAAAUCCAUCAACUGAAGAUCGACAAUGCAAGAAAGGAUGUGGAUCUCACGAGUGCGACAAAGACAAACGAGGCUUGGGAAAAGAAAUUUCAGGAGGCAGAGAACAAGAACACCAAACUUCAAUCAAAGGUCAGACUUGGAGAAGAUCGCAUAAGCAAGGCUUUGAAAGGUGGAAGGACUCGACUAGCACAAAUUCGGUUGGCAUUCAAAGAGGCGGCUCCGACAAUCUCGGACCUAGAUGCUCAUGUUUUGGCAAUUGGUAUUGAUUUGCACGAGUACUUCGAGAAGCCAGACAGCCUCUAUUGCGAACAAGAUGGAGCAGAGUUGAGGGUCCACUUUCGGCGGGGUCACAUUGACGGUGGCUGGCAAACUCGUUAUGCUUGCAUGAUGGAACUUCCUGAAUGUGAGCAGAAACGGCUUCUGCAGGUAGUUCAAGAUCAGAUCAAAAAGCAGCAAGAACUGUUUCCAACCAGACUGGUCGUGAAGAAGACCUUCGAGUUGCACCUUUCAAAGUGCUUUGAUGGAGUUUCAGAUUUGGAAUCGCAGGAUCCAUCAACGACAGAGAAGUUGAUCAAAGCACAUUGCAGGAAGUUUGAACAGCAGCUGGAACAGGCCUUUUCUGAUUUAAAGGAGAAAAACAUCGAUGUCGAGGCAGUUUUGCUAGACUCCUGGCAGCCCUUGCAUAUGCUUUAUUGCCUUGCGCAGUAUGACAAGCUGGCCAGGAAGUUGCCUGAAGUCCAGAAACAGGUCCUGCCGCAGAAGUCCUCGCAGGAGGUUGUCCUUCGCCUGUUUGACAUGUACAAGAACUCUGAGACUGCAGAGUUUUAAUUGUGAUACAGUGGGUGAUGUGUGCAGGUCUUGUCUUGGAUGUGGAGGUUUGCAGG
Durusdinium trenchii is the source of this 1168-nucleotide messenger RNA. NCBI's taxonomy places the organism in Eukaryota, Dinophyceae, Suessiales, Symbiodiniaceae. The record is from the annotation of a GenBank genome assembly.